AAGCGGAGGCCAUUUUUCCCCACCCCCUUUUGCGAACGAGGAAGGGACUCUAGCCAUGGCAGACGAUCAACGGGAUUAUAACUUGAACGAGGCGCAAAAAGGCAUCAAAGCCAAGUAUCCUCCUAUCCAGAGGAAAUACGAGUAUUUGGAUCAUACUGCUGAUGUGCAGUUGCAUGCCUGGGGAGACACUCUGGAAGAGGCCUUUGAGCAAUGUGUGAUGGCCAUGUUUGGGUACAUGACAGACACCGAGACUGUUGAGCCCCUGGACACAGUCGAGGUGGAAGCCAAGGGCCAUGACAUGCUGUCUCUUCUUUUUCACUUGCUGGAUGAGUGGCUGUAUAAAUUCAGUGCAAAUGAGUUUUUCAUUCCCAGGGAAGUGAAAGUGCUUUCAAUUGACAGAACACACUUCAGAUUAAGGUCCAUUGGGUGGGGAGAAGAAUUCCGCUUAAUCAAACAUCCUCAGGGCACAGAGGUCAAAGCUAUAACAUACUCAGCAAUGCAGAUCCACGAGAAAGAAAAAAUAGAGGUCUUUGUCAUCAUUGACAUCUAAAAGAAGAAAACCAGCCCAUCCUCAUGCCUUGGCAGAUGUUCUCAACACUCCCAAGCAGAGGGCCUGUUCCUCUGGAGGAUAACAUGGGCUAGUUGACUCACAGUUCUGCAAGGACAUGAAGAUAUCUGGAGCAACUGAACAGGAGAGAAUCUCAGGGAAUGUCUCAUUCUGGGAUGCCUUAGUGGAAGAUGAAGCGCAGCAGGGAUGUUCUGAAGAGCGCAUGCUUGUGGAAAGAUUAAUACCCAUUGGGGCUGGCUUCUUACUUAGAGUAAAUUUAAGAAGGAUAAUAUUCUUUUAGUGAGGAAAAAGGUGGCACAAAGAAUUAUAAUGUCAAUAUGGACCAAGCUAGAUUUGAGUGCAACAAGAUUUUUGGGAUAUAAGCUUUUGAGAACCAAAGCUCCUCAAGAUUCUUGUUGGUCUCUGAGGUGCUACAGGACUUGAGUCUGGCUGUUCCGUUGCACACUGACAUGGCUACCCUCUGAAAAUAUGGACAGAUUCUGUGCUGUCCUGCAUGCCAAGCUUUCUUCUUGUACUUCCUGUUGUCAUUUUAAACCCAUCUCUCAGGUCAGAUGGAAUUCCUUGCAGCAUCCUUUUUACCAGAAGAUCGUAUUCCUCACCCUGUCUCCUUGUUCAGCCCCCAUAGGAAGCAGUACACCCUGUGUUCCAUACAAAUGUAAUGUGCCCAAUCUCCUAAACCAUGGUUAGGAGAAACAGAGAGCAGCGUGCUUCCUUCUCUCCACCCAGGCAAGGAACACAAACAGCUUGUCCCCCUCCCUUCUUCAAACCAUGGUUCUCAAGGCUUAAACUUAAGCAUGACCAACGUGGGUGAAGAUGUAACAAUGCACCAUGGUUAAAAUAAACCACAGAAUAGAU
This is a messenger RNA of Gekko japonicus, 1423 nucleotides long. RefSeq names its product zinc finger and BTB domain containing 8 opposite strand (gene TSLIG1). Gene Ontology annotation, biological process: tRNA splicing, via endonucleolytic cleavage and ligation. Gene Ontology annotation, cellular component: tRNA-splicing ligase complex. Lineage: Eukaryota; Metazoa; Chordata; Lepidosauria; Squamata; Gekkonidae. The transcript is spliced from 7 exons. The coding region runs from base 56 to 550 and encodes 164 amino acids. The record is from RefSeq and is a predicted model, not a curated record.